Durio zibethinus is the source of this 2517-nucleotide messenger RNA. NCBI's taxonomy places the organism in Eukaryota, Viridiplantae, Streptophyta, Magnoliopsida, Malvales, Malvaceae. The record is from RefSeq and is a predicted model, not a curated record.
AUGGCCUUAUCCUUAACCAAUUCCAUUUUUCUAGGGGUGUUGUCAAGUACCAUCCUUCUUUCCUUUGCUACAACCCUUUUAGUAGCAGGAUCUUCACUGGAAUCAGAAGCUGUGGCUUUACUAGAGAGUGGCUGGUGGAGUAGCUAUAGCAACGAUACUUCACAACGUUGCAAGUGGCACGGUAUUUCAUGCAACAAUGCAGGAAGCAUCACCAAAAUCAACCCAUCUCCUGAUGUGAUUCAGAUUGGUGAUAGAUUUGGAAAUUUGAAUUUCUCUUCAUUUCCAAAUCUUCUCCUUCUCGAUCUUAGAGAUCGUAAACUUGGUGGAAAUAUCCCGCCUCAGAUAGGUGAUCUCUCCGCAUUGAGGUACCUGGACUUGUCCUACUGUGAGUUAUCUGGUGAGUUACCUUCUUCCCUUGGGAACCUAACCCAACUAGAAUUUCUUGACAUUUCCUAUAAUUAUAACAUUAAUGGUUCCAUCCCUUCAGAAAUUGGAAAUCUAAGGAAUUUAGUUGUUUUAUACCUCCAAGACAACAAAGUUGUUGGUCCAAUGCCUUCCACUUUAUAUCAAUUAACCAAUUUGUCUGAUCUCUACCUUGAUAAUAACCAAAUUGAGGGUUUCAUCCCUCAAAAUAUUGAAAAUUUGAAGAAUCUCAGGUUUUUAAGCAUCACUAAUAAUAGAUUUUCUGGUCUUAUUCCUCUAGCUUUAUGUCGUUUGACAAAAUUGGAAGAAGUUUACUUCGACCAAAAUGAAAUCAAUGGUUCCAUUCCUUCAGAGAUAGGAAAGCUUAACAACCUCGAAUCUCUAAAUUUCGAUGGUAACAACCUCAAUGGCCUUAUCCCUUCUUCUAUUGGUAAUUUAUCAAAAUUGCAAUUUUUGUCCCUUGAUUCAAAUCUUCUGGAAGGUCCUAUACCAAAAGAAAUUGGGAAUUUAGAAGCACUAUAUCUAUUAGUCAUCUCUGAAAACAAAUUGAAGGGGUACAUCCCUCCUGAAAUUGGGAGUUGCUUAAAUUUGCAGAGAUUGGACCUAAGCAACAAUAAUUUAGAGGCAUACAUCCCUCCGCUCAUUGGGAGUUGCUCAAAUUUGCAGGGAUUGGACCUAAGCAACAACAAUUUAGAGGGGUACAUCCCUUAUCAAAUUGGGAGUUGCUUAAAUUUGUCUGCAUUGGACCAAAGUGGCAAUAAUUUAGAGGGGGAGAUAUUUGAAGGCAACAAGGAUUUAUCACCCUACCCCUGUGAUUCACCAACCAUUCAAACCAAGAGCAGUAAAACUCCUUACUUCACAAAAAUAUUCCUACCUAUUGCCAUAUUCUCUACUUUUUCUAUUCUAGGGUGUUUGUUUUUGCAGCGGUUCAAGGCCAAAAAGGACCAAUCUGGUUCACAAACAACAAAAAAUGGGGAUUUGUUCUCAAUAUGGAACUUUGAUGGAAAGAUAGCAUAUGAAGACAUUAUUGCAGCAACAGAAGAUUUUGAUAUUCGAUACUGCAUUGGAACUGGGGGUUAUGGAAGUGUUUACAAAGCACAACUACCUUGUGGUAAAAUAGUUGCUUUGAAAAAACUUCAUCGCCUUGAAGCUGAGGAUCGGGUUGACAAGAGUUUCAGGAAUGAAGUGAAAAUUUUAUCGGAAAUUCGACAUCGAAAUAUUGUAAAGCUUCACGGAUAUUGUCUACACCAACGGUGCAUGUUUCUGAUUUAUGAAUACAUGGAGAGAGGAAGCUUGUUUAGCAUCCUAAGUAAUGAUGAUGAAGCUGUGGAGUUGAAUUGGAUAAAAAGAGUUGAGAUCGUCAAAUCCGUUGCUCAUGCCUUGUCUUACUUGCACCAUGAUUGCGCCCCCCCAAUUGUUCAUCGAGACAUUUCAAGUAACAAUAUUUUACUAAACUCAAGCUUGGAGGCUUUUGUGGCUGAUUUUGGAAUAGCUACAAUACUACAUCUUGAGUCAUCUAAUGUGACAGUUCUUGCCGGUACAUACGGCUAUUUAGCCCCAGAACUGGCCCAUACAAUGAUUGUGACCGAAAAAUAUGAUGUCUAUAGUUUCGGGAUGUUGGCAUUAGAAACAUUAAUGGGAAAGCAUCCUGGAGAACUUUUGUCAUCAUCAUUGUCAUCGCCAUCUUCUUUGCAAAAUAUCAAGCUAAUUGAUGUGUUAGACAAACGUCUACCACCUCCAACAAGCCAACUGGUUGCACAAAAUAUUGUUUACGCUGCUACUCUGGCAUUUGCUUGCUUACAUACAAAACCAAAGUCUCGACCAAUGAUGGAACAAGUGUGCAAAGAGUUUCUUUCUUCCCAAAAAUCCUUGGGGAUUCCUCUCCAAAUGAUUACUUUGUUGCAACUUGUGAACCAUCAAAUGCAUAUUGGUGGCCAAAGUGGAACUUGUCCCGUCAUAUUUGAUCACUCUAGACUAGCCGCAUGCCAUCAAAUUGCUCAAUCAUGCAAGGGGCCGAACUUUGAUAGAAGCAUGAGGAUAAUCACAUUGUCUUAUUAUGAAAAUUUUUAUAGUACUAUAGUUGCAAUAACUUGA